Messenger RNA from Pungitius pungitius (ninespine stickleback), 1364 nucleotides. RefSeq names its product protein disulfide isomerase Creld1 (gene creld1a). Gene Ontology annotation, molecular function: calcium ion binding. Bases 60 to 824 code for a protein of 254 amino acids. The record is from RefSeq and is a predicted model, not a curated record. The transcript is spliced from 6 exons. NCBI's taxonomy places the organism in Eukaryota, Metazoa, Chordata, Actinopteri, Perciformes, Gasterosteidae.
CCGCUUCGGAGGUUUGGUGUGAAUUUUGUAGAAGUAGUUUUUGAAGUUUUGAGAAGCUCAUGUCGUUCACAGCGAAACCAGUUCACACUCAGUUGAAGCACACAGAAGAGAUGGGAGAGAGGAUGCUUCACAAGAAGCUGCUGCAGGCUGCGUGGCUGUGCUGCCUGUUGGCGGCCAAGGUGCACAGCUGCCCAGAUGCCUGCAGCAAGUGUCCAGGCCCAGAACACCACCAGUGCCAGGAAUGCAGAGCGGGAUGGACACUCCACAAUAACACCUGUGUAGAUGUCGAUGAGUGUGGCACCGAGCUGGGAAUCUGUCCUACAAACAGCUACUGUUUCAAUACAGAUGGAUCCUUUGCGUGCCGAGCCUGCUCCCCGGCCUGUGUGGGCUGUAUGGGCAGCGGAGCAGCUCGCUGCAGGAGAUGUGCCUCUGGCUACACAUUGGCCGGCUCCAAGUGUGUCGACGUGGAUGAAUGCAGUGAGCGGAUUCUUGCCUGUCGCGGUCUGGAUGAGAUUUGCACCAACACAGAGGGCUCUUUCCGCUGCGACUGUGCUGAGGGAUUCAUCCAUAGGGACGCUGUCUGUGUGAAGAAGCAGCUUCCAGGCGUUCAGGAGAAAGGUCUUUUUGAGGACAUCCAGGACGACGAGGUGGAGGUGCUGCAGCAGAUGCUCUUCGCGGUGGUGCUUUGCGCUCUGGCCACACUGGCUGCUAAGGGCGAUUUGGUCUACACGUCUGUAUUCAUGGGAGCCGUGGCAGCCAUGGCAGGGUACUGGCUUUCUGACAGGGGAGACCGUUUAUUAGGCAGCUUCUUAAAGGGACGAUGAAGCUUCAAGGUGUUUCGCAGAGGGAUAAAACUUUUAACGUGCAAUUUGCUCGGUGGUGGCAUCAGUUGAAAAUGAACAAUACUGUCGUGGCUCGUGGAAUACAGCUUGUUUGUAUUUGUGUGCACAAACAACGUAUUUGAUUUUCUUUUAUUUAUUGCAUCAAUGACACUGUAAAUGCACCUUUUAAGGCUCGGGCAGAGCGGGUGAGCUAUGUUUAUUUUAUUAAUAAUUAUGCAUCUUUCUUUGUGAAAACAAGGUGCAAGGGAAAUUUGACAUGAAAGGAUGUUUUUCGCAAAAUUCCUAUAUAUAUAUAUAUAUAUAUAUAUAUAUAUAUAUAUAUAUAUAUAUAUAGGCCUAUCUAUUACAAAAUGGAAACUUUUAUAACAUCAAUGCAACAUUUCACUCACUAGUGUCCUUGGUCCCACAGUGUCACACUAUACAUUUAAGUUUAAUGUCAUGAUUGCAUUGUGUAAAUAUUAGUUAAACCCUAUUCUAAUAUUCUGAUUUUAAGAGUCAAAUCACAAACAAAGACAGAAAGAA